Chanos chanos (milkfish) is the source of this 2739-nucleotide messenger RNA. Its product is annotated as scavenger receptor cysteine-rich type 1 protein M130-like. Bases 1 to 2739 code for a protein of 912 amino acids. Gene Ontology annotation, cellular component: membrane. The record is from RefSeq and is a predicted model, not a curated record. Lineage: Eukaryota; Metazoa; Chordata; Actinopteri; Gonorynchiformes; Chanidae. The transcript is spliced from 14 exons.
AUGAGAGAUGCUGCAGUGGUGUGUAGAGAGCUGGACUGUGGGGAGGCUGUAGAGGCGCUGAACAGUUCUCAUUUUGGACCAGGAUCAGGGCGAUUGUGGAGGAGUGCAGUGAACUGCAGUGGAUUAGAGUCUACACUGGAAAACUGUGGAGAGGAUGAAGAGUGCAAAUUUGAUAAAUAUGUUUGUAAUAAUCAGCGGGAAGCUGGUGUCAUCUGUUCAGGUCAUAUGAAACCUAGACUAUCCAAUGGUCCUAACCCGUGCUCUGGGAGAGUGGAGCUGUUUCGUGGAAAUAACUGGAUGACGGUGUGUGAUGCUGCCUUUGACCAGCAGGAUGCAGAGGUGGUGUGUAGAGAGCUGGGCUGUGGGGUUCCUGUAGAGGUGCUGGGAGCUGCUGCUUUUGGUAAAGGGGAGGGUGAGGUGUGGUCAGAGGAGAUUCAGUGUAGAGGCAACGAAUCUGAGAUUUCCUUCUGUCCAACAUCAUCUUCACAGAGACACAACUGUUCUCAUGACAACAAUGUGGGACUGAAAUGCACUGGAUACACAGACUUCAGACUGGUGAACAGCUCUGACUCCUGCUCUGGUCGAGUGGAGCUGCAGUACCUCAGUGAGUGGGGAACAGUCUGCGAUGCAUCGUGGGAUAUCAGAGCUUCCAACGUCCUCUGUCGACAGCUGAAUUGUGGGAGUGCCAUGGCUGUAGUGGGAGUGGACUGGUUUGGGGAGGGCAGUGGCCCGGUACGGGCUGAUGUAUUUGAUUGCCAGGGCAACGAGACACACCUCUCAGCAUGUGUCAUCUCUUCAUGGAGUCGAGCUGCAUGCUCUCAUAGGCAGGGUGCUGGAGUCAUCUGCUCUGGUUCCUCUAUGUCUGCUGAUGCUGGAUGGGUGCGGCUGACUGGAGAGAGGGAGUGUGAGGGAGAGGUGGAGGUUUAUUUCCAUCAGGCCUGGAGGAGAGUUCUCCUGGACUCCUGGAGUUUGUCUGAAGCCUCUGUGGUCUGCAGACAGCUGGACUGUGGCUCUGUGGUAGACUUCAGUGGCUCCUCUGGGUCUAGUCCAGGGGACAGUGAUGAGUGUCUGACUGGUUUCCAGUGCUCUGGGCCUGAAACUCAUCUGGGAAACUGCAGCUCACCACAAAUGACAAACUGCAAUUCCAGUUCACAGCUGUCACUCAUCUGCUCUGGUGAGUUGACCAUAUCUUACUCAUGCUUUAAUUCAGGUCACAGGUCCCUCAGACUGGUGGGUUCUGGGAGUGAGUGUGCAGGGCGUCUGGAGGUUUUCCACAAAGGCUCAUGGGGAACAGUGUGUGAUGACUCCUGGGAUAUGAAGGAUGCCCAGGUGGUGUGCAGACAGCUCCAGUGUGGAGAGGCCCUCAUUGGGGCGGUUCCAGCCUGGUUUGGUCCUGAAACUGGACCCAUUUGGCUGGAUAAGGUGGACUGCCUGGGGAAUGAGACGUCCCUGUGGAGCUGUCCGUCAGAGGGAUGGGGCCGACAUGACUGUGGACACAAGGAGGAUGUGGGAGUGCUGUGUUCAGAGUUUAAAAAGAUCAGACUAAAUGAAGGCUGCUCUGGGAACCUGGAGGUUUUUUACAAUGGAACCUGGGGUAAUGUCUGCAUGAACCAAAUGGACUCAGACACAGUGUCUUUAAUCUGUCAAGAGCUGAACUGUGGAAAGAGUGGCAGUGUGGACUCAAGCACACCAAGACUGGCUUCAGCUCCAAACUGGCUUGACCGUGUACAAUGCCGCAAACACGACAUCAGUCUAUGGAACUGUCCGUCUUCACCCUGGGGUCAGAAUGAAUGUAAUGCAUUUGAAGUGGCAAAAAUCACCUGUUCAGUCACAGAGGAAAAAACUGUCGCCCGAAGUCUUUUGCCAUGUGCAGCAUCUCCACAUCAAAGACCAUGUUCAGACCAUCUACCCCUCAGACUGAUGGAGGGAGAGGGCCAGUGCUCUGGGAGGCUGGAGGUUUAUCAUGACGGUACCUGGGGCUCAGUCUGUGAUGAUGACUGGGACAUUAGAGAUGCUCAGGUGGUGUGCAGACAGCUGGGCUGUGGGCCGGCACUGAGGGCUGAUGGGAAUGCUGCCUUUGGGCGUGGAGAGGGAGCUGUGUGGCUGAGCAGGGUGGAGUGCAGAGGAAGUGAGAUCCACCUGUCUGACUGUUCUCUCUCCCUGAAGAACAACACUGACUGCUCCCAUAAGGAAGACGUAGGAGUCACCUGUACAGCUCUGUCUAAGAGGAAACACAUGACUCUGCCUGAUGCCGUCUAUGAGGAGAUUGACCACAGAUUCCUCACUAAGAGAAGCAGUAACACUGUUCAGAGAGGUGAGAGUCUCUUUACAGGGAUGCACAGCUGCUACUAUGAAGAACAAGAUUUGCCGGUGAUAAGAAUCUGCCAGGCCUUUGGAGCCAAACGGUUUUACUCCUGUCCAGCCAGAGAGCUCAGCACCAAACACCACGAGAGUCACAGGUCGUGCUCUCUCAGAGGAACAGAACUCCGGUACCGCUCUCUUAUAACAGGUCGUGCUCUCUCAGAGGAACAGAACUCUGGCUAUGAGGAUGUGGGGGAAGAAGAGCUCCUCUCAGUGUCUUUGAUAGAGGAAAAAGCUGAGUAUUACGAUGAUGCGAAAACUACCAGUGACCUGACAGAGGAGAUGCUGACACUGGACUCUCCACAGAGCUAUGAAGAUGUCAUCACUUCAGGACAGAACCCAGACAGUGUGAUGGGUGUGUCUCUGUUUUUAGAUUGA